Acanthosepion pharaonis is the source of this 588-nucleotide messenger RNA. Lineage: Eukaryota; Metazoa; Mollusca; Cephalopoda; Sepiida; Sepiidae. The record is from the annotation of a GenBank genome assembly.
AUGAGUGCCGAAGAAAGACUUGCUCUGGAGAGGAGUAAGGCGAUUGAGAAAAAUUUGAAAGAAGAUGGCAUACAAGCCGCUAAGGAUAUUAAAUUGUUGCUAUUGGGUGCAGGAGAAUCAGGCAAAAGCACUAUAGUUAAACAAAUGAAGCUUUUUGUGCAUUUUCACGACAAAGUGCUGAGUUCAUUUUUCUUUAUUGCUUUUUUAGUCACACCUCGUUUGAUUUGUCUAUCUCACUGCAGCAAUCAUCACUUUGAUUCGUAUUGUUUUUUCUUGCACUGCUUAUUCUCUCUGAAGUCGCUGGUGGGUGAUCGUGCUGGCGCGUGCCUUCGUCUGUUCAACCCAUUUCCUCUUAUUCGUAGUCUUCCUCUUUCACUCCUUUUCUUCAUCUCUCCAUUCUUUGGUUUGCCUCCCUUAGCUAAGAUCAACUUUAUCCCUAACAUCACAUAUAUUAAAGAUUGUGAUGAUGAUGAUUCACUACUCCCACCUUUCAUCCAUAAUUUUAUGAAUGGGUCUCUUUUGCUUCGCAGCUCCCCCUCUUAUCCAUUUUGCCUUCAAGCUGUCCCUUUAUCUAUGGCAGAAUCAUAA